AUGACGACCUCAACAGCUGACUCUAUCAAUGGCUUUUCCAUUGUGACCAUUGUGAUCUUUAUCCUCGUGCAGAUCAUCGUGAUCCGCGGGGUGAAGGUGCCAGUGUUCCUUCCUGCUUUCGGUGAUCCCUCGAGGAAGUGGAUUCGGACGCAUUUUCCUCUGAAUCUUGUAACUGCGCCGGUGUUGGGUGUUAUCAUCCUCCUCAUCGCGCAGUGUAUAGGAUGGAGCGUGGUGGGAAAUGGAAUCGCGGGUACGGAUGGCAUUGUGCCGUACAACAUCCUGAUUCUGUUCUUUUCGUUGGCAUACAUGGCUAUUUCUCUCGACCUGACAGGAAUUUUGCAGAGCGCAGCUUUCUGGGUAUGCAACAAAGGUGGCUCGAAAGGCCGUGUUCUGUACUUCUAUUUCUACCUCCUCACGACAGGGCUGAGUGUCGUUCUCGGUAAUGACCCCGUCAUCCUGAGCGGAACAGCUUUCCUGGUCUACUACACCCGCGUCGCGGAAGUCUCCCCAAUCUCCUGGCUGUUUUCAGAAUUUGCAUCCUGUAAUACAUCUUCCAUGGUCCUCUUCGUCGGAAACCCGACAAACCUCGUCGUGUGUGAAGGGUUCGGGAUUAAUUACCUCGCCUUCACAGCCUGGACCAUUCUCCCCUUCCUGGCAUGUUCUGUCGCAUGUUACAUUGCGUUGUACAUCCAGUUCAGGAAAGAGGAGUACAUCCCGAAACGAAUCUACACCCCCGAGCUCGAUCCGAAAAGUGUCUUGCUAGAUCCCGUCGGCGCAAUCGUGGGAAGUGCGAUGCUCCUCGCGUGCCUCUUCGUCCUCAUCGGCGCUUCUUUCGCGGGUGUGGAAGCAUGGGAGAUUUCCAUGCCCUUCGCGGUCGGAAAAUUGAUCUUUGACGUUGUUUGGGAUCAGAUCAAGUUCAUGAAGAAAAGGAACGAGCGAGCGGAAGCUGACUCUGGUAGGGAGCUUGAGCAUGUUGAUACGCCGAGACCUGGAGAGACUGUGCAGAUGGCUUCGUCUACUAAGAUGGCGGAGGAGUCAGAUACGGAGGGUUUGACAAAGAGGGCGAAGUCGCAGGAUCCUGUGGCUGCAGUUGCGGAUGGUGAUGUCCCUGAGGCUGACAGACCUACUGCUGUUCAGGAAGACGAGGUCCACCCGGAUCCCACGGCCACUCCCGCCUCUAAACCCGUGGCGAACGAGCAACGCACCGUCGUCCCCUCUACGUUCGCUCGCAAAUGGGAAGUCUUCAAACAUCGCUUUCCAACCCUCGCAACCACCCUCCCCCGCCUCCCCUUCGGCCUCCUCCCCUUCGCCUUCGCCCAGUUUAUCCUUGUGGAAGCCCUUGCUCACACAGGCUGGAUCGCGGUCUUUGCCCGUUGGGCGGCGGUAGUGUGUGGUACCUCUCUCCCGGCAACCGUCUGGUUCUUCGGAUUCAUGACGGUGGUACUCUGUAACAUCAGCGGCACAAAUAUCGGCGCAACAGUCCUCCUUGCCAAAAUCGUGCAACACGCGAACUUUACAGCCAGGACAGGCGUUGAUCAAGCGAUCAUCCGCGGUGCCGUAUGGGCAAUCGCCGUAGGCAGCAACAUCGGUGCCGUAAGUUUCACAUUCUCGGCUUCCUUGGCGGGAUUACUCUGGCGGACGAUUCUGUUGCAGAAGGGAAUAAGAAUUACGGCUUGGCAGUUCAUGAGGUGGAAUGUGUUGCCGAUCGUUACGAUGGCUGUGGUUGGGUUUGCGGUGGUGUAUGGGGAGGUUAAGGUGUAUUAUGGAUCUGCUUAA
Molecule: messenger RNA, 1776 nt
Organism: Saitoella complicata NRRL Y-17804
Lineage: Eukaryota; Fungi; Ascomycota; Saitoellomycetes; Saitoellales; Saitoellaceae
Exons: 3
Coding region: 1-1776 (591 amino acids)
Biological process (GO): transmembrane transport
Cellular component (GO): membrane
Source: RefSeq, a predicted model, not a curated record